This is a messenger RNA of Cryphonectria parasitica EP155, 1582 nucleotides long. Its product is annotated as WD40 repeat-like protein. The record is from RefSeq and is a predicted model, not a curated record. The transcript is spliced from 3 exons. Gene Ontology annotation, cellular component: nucleus. Lineage: Eukaryota; Fungi; Ascomycota; Sordariomycetes; Diaporthales; Cryphonectriaceae. Gene Ontology annotation, molecular function: protein binding. Bases 96 to 1085 code for a protein of 329 amino acids.
UGGAAGACGGCCACAAUUUCAUUCAAAUUCUUGAUACCCAAAUCGUUCCUACCCCCUCCGAUGUGUACAACAACCAUGGUGGCUCGAAAUGGAGCAUGGACUUCACCAAGAUCGCCGAGGCCACACACUCCUACCCCGUGACGCGACUGCUGUGGGAGCCGCCCUCUACCACUAAGCAGUCGACUGAUCUGCUCGCCACUUCUGGCGACCAUCUGAGGCUUUGGUCCCUUCCUUCUGAGACAUCGGCGACUCCCGGCAACUCUAUAACAGGCCGUAACCGAGAAGUGGCCACUACCAAGCUUACGCCACUGGCACUCUUGUCCAACUCGAAGACGCCCGAUCAUACCGCGCCCUUGACGUCGCUGGAUUGGAACACAGUCUCCCCCAGCCUGAUCAUCACUUCCAGCAUCGAUACGACCUGUACGAUCUGGGACAUUCCUUCUCUGACGGCCAAGACUCAGCUCAUCGCACACGAUAAAGAAGUGUACGAUGUGCGGUUCUGUGCGAAUAGUAUUGAUGUCUUUGUCAGUUGUGGCCAAGACGGCAGCGUCCGUAUGUUCGACCUGAGAAGCUUAGAGCAUAGCACUAUCAUAUACGAACCAACGGGCAAAGAAGACAGAGUCGAUCCAAACGGUGGGAAGAUCAGUCCAACUCUGGCCCAGCAGACCAUGUCCAAUCCACCUCCAUUGUUGCGGUUGGCUACAUCCCCGCAUGAUACGCAACUUCUCGCCACCUUUGCUCAAGACUCAAACGUCAUCCGGAUCCUCGACACCAGGCAGCCGGGCCAGGCACUGCUCGAGCUACGCGGUCAUGGAGGCGCGGUCAACUGUGUAGAGUGGUCGCACACGCGGCGAGGUCAGCUUGCCUCGGGAGGCGAUGACUGUCAGGUGUUGAUCUGGGACCUCAUGAACCAGCCACACUCCAACGGAAGUUCUCAAGGGGACAAUGUCCGCAGUCCGGCCGCUAGUUGGCAGUGUGACUAUGAAGUAGGCAAUCUUGGGUGGGUGCCUCGACGACCAAACGACGAGGCCUCGGAGUGGCUGGGCGUGAGUGCUGGUCGUGGAAUCUGGGGUGUUAGGAUGUGAUCUGAUCUUGGGACGUCUCGCGACGAUUGAUUGACUACCAUAUCAAGUCUGAACACUGUUGGGACGAAGUGGAACAGGUCUGCAACCAUUGGCCUAAUUUUGCUCGAGACAUGUCUGAAGGGAGGACAAGAAGAAAACGACAAAAAAGUUGGCAUCUUCAAAUGCGCAUAGAAUCUGUGGCUGAUGGAGUGGUGACGCAUUCUCAGCAGAAUCGUGGAGACCCCUACGUCCAGAUUUUCAGUGCGCUUCUUGUUUUGCAUGGCGAGCCACGGCGUUUGAUGCAUCACGAGCGCACGAUGACGAUAUUAAUAUGAAUACCUUUGCAAAGAAGGCUGACCUUGGGGGGACGGAGAUGGUGGGUGAAACAGUCAUUUUGGAGGAGCACUGCGAUUUGAACUGCGGCGAGACGACAAAUAGAAGGGCCGCUGCCUUGUUCGAUGAAGGGGAAAAAAUGUACGAGAAAAGAUACCAAUUAAACAAUGCUAGUUUCCUACCCC